AAGCAUUAUCGGAAGUUCAUCGCUCUACAGGCGUGAGCUCCAUUCAAAAAAUGGCACUGCUGUCAGAAGACCAGAAGGAGUGGAUCGGCCGCUGUGUCGAGGCCGGGAAAGGCGUUCUGCACUAUGGCUGGGUGCCGUUUGUGCUCUACAUUGGCUACACUCGGUCGACGCCUCAACCAAGUCUGAUCAAAUUGAUCAGCCCGCUAGCGUAAGAGGUCCCUUGUACCUUGGUCCUCCACUGUACUACUAAAUCCUUGCUGCAACACACCCUUCAACCUUCAAGGCCGUUGAGUCCAGCGCAAUUGCAGAACUUUCACCCUCUCAGUUGAUGGCGCAUUUUCUAUGACUCCGUGGCUUCAUAUGGCGCUGAAAUCGCUUUAAGAUACAUGGAGAGCGACAUCCGCGACGAAGGAGAGUGCUUUGCUGACAGGGAGCGUGUCAGAGAGCGGUC
This is a messenger RNA of Tilletiaria anomala UBC 951, 451 nucleotides long. Its product is annotated as Tom7-domain-containing protein. The transcript has 3 exons. Gene Ontology annotation, biological process: protein insertion into mitochondrial outer membrane; protein import into mitochondrial matrix. The record is from RefSeq and is a predicted model, not a curated record. NCBI's taxonomy places the organism in Eukaryota, Fungi, Basidiomycota, Exobasidiomycetes, Georgefischeriales, Tilletiariaceae. Bases 51 to 212 code for a protein of 53 amino acids. Gene Ontology annotation, cellular component: mitochondrial outer membrane translocase complex; mitochondrial outer membrane.